AUGACCAAAUCGGCCAAGGAUAUAGGUGCAUACAUCGUCGAAGUCGCACAAAAAAAGGGCGGCAAGGUUGACAUUGUUGGUCAUUCUGAAGGCGGAGUUAUGGCGCUAUAUGUGCCCAUGACGCAGCCUAAAGUUGCGGCUGUUGUUGACCACGCCAUUGCUCUGGGACCGGCUGUUCAUGGUGCACACUAUUUCGGGUUGACGGACUUCUUCCAGGCCCUGCCGGAUGGACUCCUGAAGUUGCUUGAAGCGGCUGUUAAGCCAUUGUGUGCAGCAUGUAUUGAUAUGGAGAACAAUGAUGGCGAUAUUUAUCUCGCGUUCAAGAAUAGCUCCAAGAUUGUGCCUGAUAAUAUCAAUGCGACUGUCAUCAUGUCCAACUACGACACGCUUGUCCCCAUCAAUGUGAGUCGGGUUGAUGAGCCUAAUGUCCGGAAUCUGAUUGUCCAGGACUUUUGUCCUGAUGAUCAUCUCAACCACGCCAAUCUUGCGUGGUCGGAGAGUGUCUGGGGCAUGAUCAAGAAUGAGCUGCAGGAGGUUGAUGCGCCGUUUAACUGUGACACUGGGGGUGCUUUCUGA
Talaromyces marneffei is the source of this 576-nucleotide messenger RNA. RefSeq lists its product as uncharacterized. The coding region runs from base 1 to 576 and encodes 191 amino acids. The transcript has a single exon. The record is from RefSeq and is a predicted model, not a curated record. NCBI's taxonomy places the organism in Eukaryota, Fungi, Ascomycota, Eurotiomycetes, Eurotiales, Trichocomaceae.